Messenger RNA from Chenopodium quinoa (quinoa), 1695 nucleotides. RefSeq lists its product as uncharacterized. The transcript has 4 exons. The coding region runs from base 1090 to 1695 and encodes 201 amino acids. The record is from RefSeq and is a predicted model, not a curated record. NCBI's taxonomy places the organism in Eukaryota, Viridiplantae, Streptophyta, Magnoliopsida, Caryophyllales, Amaranthaceae.
UGGAGCAAGCUUUUCGUCACCCCGUCAACUCUUACAGUUAACCUCUGUUAUAUGGUUUACAUAUAAUAUGUUAAUCAAAUAGAUCAAUGGGGCCCGCUCGGCAUAAAUAAAACAAUUUCUUAAUUGUUAAAUAGUUUGGCGCUUAAACUACUUUUCUCCCGCCUUCUAUCAACUAAUACGGAGUACUUCGUAUCUUCUUCCCUAGUUACGGUUUUGUUCAUCAGUUGGUUAUUUCUCUCUUCAACAAAAUGGCUCAAAUAUCAUCUCAACCGUCUGUCACUCCAACACAACUUCAACCAUCCUCCAUCCGCUGCUACGGCUGCCAUCGGAUCUUGGCCGUAAUACCCCAUCUCAUGGUUUUCCGUUGCCCGGCGUGUCUGUUGCAGCACCGACUACUUCCUCCUCAGGGCCCGUUAUCGUGUAUCGGGCCCCGUGAGGUGGCGCCAAGUGAAUUUCAGGUGAGCUGUGCUAAUUGCAUGGCAAUACUUGUUCCUCAUUCCAAUGACUUCAAAAUCAACAAGGUUUUCUCCUUUUCGUUUGAUUGAAAAUGCAUGAUUAAUUUUCAAGUACUUUAGUUACCAAAAAAAAAAAAACAAUUAUGAUGAUGAUAUAUAGAUAUGAAUGUAUGAUAAGUGAAUUUUAUCCUGAAUUUUAAAAAAAUUUAUAUACACCAAAUACCAUUGGAUGUAUCUUGCCUUUGAGUGUAUAUUAUACUUCCUCCAUUUUAUAAUGUCAGUCUCAUUUGGAAUCUUUUAACUCUUAAAAGUUAGAGAGGGAGUUUUCUAAAUUUCUCUCUAUAUACGUAGUAUAAUAACAAAUAUAGUCAUGUGAAAUCUAGUUUUAUUUGUCUCGAUUAGUACUUUAUUAAUAUCUAAUUUAUAUAAUAUUUGCAAGUCUAAAAUAUUUGCAUCAAUAUACGUAAAUGAGACUAACAUUAUGAAACGGGGGUAACUUUUUCAAGGCAAGAAUUAUAAUUACCUCUAGACAAUCUUUGUUGGUAAGAGAUAUUACUCCUCAUUAUUUGUAAUAAUUUUUUCAUAUAAGUAAUUUUUAUUUUAUUUUAUGAUUGUGUAGAGGUUUGCUCAUAAAAUGUGCUAUAGUGGAAUGGAGACUGAUGCUGAUGAUGUAAAGCCUUCAAUACUAGAGCGGACUACAAAUACAUCAAUAGUUUCAUUGAAGGACAAUAAACUCUUAAAAGAGGUUGAGGAGGUUGAAGAUUGCUUUAUCCUUGAUUUUGAUCCUUAUGAAUCAGAGUUUUCGUCGCCUUCAACGCUGCUUGUUGAUGAUGAUGAUCUCAUCAUUGUAGGCGAACAAGGCGAGGUCGCGUGUAGGGACUAUCCACAUCCAAGGCAUCUUUGUGUUACACACUCAUUUAACAACACUCCUCAUUACAUUCAUUGCAAUAUGGUAAUAAUCUUUUGUUUCCUAAUUAAAGGGUUGAAAUGUCGAAUGUCUUAUUUAUGUCAUAAUGCCAAGGAUCCAGUACGAGUAAUUGAGUGCUAUUGCUAUGUUUGUGAUGUACCAGCACCGUGCGAGCAAUGGACUAAACAAUCAACUUAUUUCACGCAUUGCGAAGCCGUUCCUGAUAAUCAGAUUUGGACCGAUCUUAGGAUCUCGAAAAGGAGGAAAAUCUAUGCAAGUUUUGAUGAAUGUUACUUGCAAGAUACAAGUAUAUGUCAUGAGGUCGAUCAGUAG